GUCAUCUCAGUCGUAAAUAGUGGAAAAUUUGUGAAAAAUAUGAUUUCACAUUAAAAAUAAAGCAAUAACAAGGUUACCUUCCAACAAAUAAAUCAGAUAUAUUUAAAUCUAUCUGUCAGUACAGCUCACACAAAUAAAAUGUCCGAUUUUAUACAAUCUGAAGCUGAAGAAAGUGAGGAUGAGGAGUUGGAACCACAUGAGCGCAAAAAGCUCAAAAAAAUUAAAGCAAUGGAUAGUUCCGAUGACGAAGAAGAAGAUGAUGAUGAUAGGUUAAGAGAAGAACUAAAAGACUUAAUUGACGACAAUCCUAUAGAAGAUGAAAGUGAUGGAGAGGAAUCUGAUGGCUCAAAUGGUCAAAAACGUAAAAAGUCAGAUGAUGAAGAACUUGAUGACAGACUAGAAGAUGAUGACUACGACCUUAUCGAAGAGAAUUUGGGUGUGAAAGUUGAAAGAAGGAAAUUUAAACGUCUCAGGAAAAUACAAGAUGAAGAAAGUGAUAAUGAAGAGGAACAAGAUCAAGGACAAGAUCGAGACCAAAUUGCUCUGGGACUGUUUUCAGAUGAUGAUGAUGAGAGGAGGUCAGAAAGAAGUCACAGACAGAUGCCUGAACCUGAACAGUUUGGCGAGGAGGAAGAGGAAGGCGAAUAUUCGGAUGCCGACGAUUUCAUUGUUGACGAUGAUGGUCGACCGAUUGCUGAGAAAAAGAAGAAAAAGAAACCCAUAUUCAGCGACGCAGCACUCCAAGAGGCCCAAGAAACAUUUGGCGUUGAUUUUGAUUAUGAUGAGUUCUCAAAAUAUGAUGAUGAGUAUGAGGAGGAAGAUGAUGAGGAGGAGGACGAUUACGAAGAAGAUGCGGAUGGUGAAAGAAGGCGACCACAAAAGAAAGAAAGACGGAGAAAACCAACCAAAAAGUCCAUAUUCGAAGUUUAUGAACCCAGUGAACUUAAAAGAGGUUUUUUCACGGAUCUUGACAAUGAAAUCCGUAACACCGAUAUUCCUGAACGAAUGCAAUUGCGCGACGUUCCCAUCACUGCUGUGCCUGAAGAUUCAAAUGAACUUGAUGAUGAAGCUGAAUGGAUAUACAAGCAGGCAUUUACAAAACCAUCAGUUUCAAAUCAAGAAGCGGGUUUGACACCUGAAGCAAGAGAGAAAUUGAAAAAGGGACCGCAAACAGUGAGUAAAAUAAGAAAAGCUCUUGACUUCAUGAGAAACCAGCAAUUAGAAGUUCCGUUCAUCGCAUUCUACCGUAAAGAAUACGUCCAACCAGAAUUGAACAUAGAUGAUUUAUGGACAGUGUACAAGUAUGAUUCCAAAUGGUGCCAACUGAAACAAAGGAAAGAGAAUCUGUUGGCGUUAUUUGAAAAAAUGCGUUCCUAUCAACUAGAUCAACUGAUGAAACUUGGAGACGCACCAAUUCCAGACAACGUCAGAGUGAUAAAAGACAGUGACAUAGAACGCCUAAAAACUGUACAGUCUGCCGAAGAAUUGAACGACGUACACAACCAUUUUAUCCUCUAUUAUGCGGGUGACUUGCCAGCAAUGCACGCAGCCUGGCGCGUCAAGGAAAAGGAAAGAAAGAAACAAUUGAAACGUGAAGAAAGAUUAAGACAGAUCGCCGAAAGUCAAGAGGAUGGUGCCGACAUACCAGACGAAAUUGAAGACGAGCCAGACGACGAACCGGAACAAGAAACUCUGAAAUACGCCAAUAGAUCUGGAUCAUACACGUUGUGUACCAGAGCCGGUUUGGAUACGCUUGCCAAGAAAUUUGGUCUUACACCGGAACACUUUGGUGAGAACUUGAGAGACAAUUACCAGAGGCAUGAUGUCGAACAGGAACCCACCGAACCAACCGAAGUUGCCAAAGAAUUUCUAUCGCCAAAAUUCCAGACUGUUGAAGAGGUUAUACAGGCUGCAAAGUACAUGGUGGCCUUGCAAAUUGCUAGGGAGCCUUUGGUCAGAAAGUGCGUUAGGGAAGUAUUCUUUGAAAGAGCUAAAAUAUCAGUUAAACCGACGAAGAAAGGUCAGAAAGUUAUUGACGAAGUUCAUAACUGUUACACGAUGAAGUAUUUAAAGAAUAAACCUGUUCGAGAUUUAGUUGGUGACCAAUUUCUCAAACUGACUCUAGCAGAAGAAGAACACUUGUUAACAAUUACAAUAAAUGAAACAAUUGAAGGAAACUCAUCAAACAACUACAUUGAUGAGGUUAAACAGCUGUACAUAAGAGAUGAGUUCAGUAAAAAUGUUCAAGAUUGGAAUGCUCUUCGUGUGGAGUGCGUAGAGAGAGCUCUAACACGUUGCAUCCUGCCAGAUUUACGCAUUGAAUUGAAGAGGAUUCUACUAGCUGAAGCCAAGGAGUUUGUUUUGAAGUCUUGUUGUAGAAAAAUGUAUAAUUAUCUUAAGGUUGCACCAUAUGAAAUUGAAUUCCCUGAUGAGGAUGAAGAUGAAUGGAACACCAACAAAGGAAUCAGGACAAUGGGUUUGGCGUAUGAACCCGAUUAUUCCCAGUCCGCAUUUGCUUGCAUUUCUGGUCUAGAUGGUGAAAUAACCGACUAUUUAAGACUGCCUCACCUUCUAAAGCGGAAAAAUAGCUAUAGACAAGAAGAAAAAUUGUUGAAGGAAGCUGAUUUAACUGCAUUAAGAAACUUCAUCUACACCAAGAAACCGCAUGUGAUUGCUGUUGGCGGGGAAUCCCGGGAAGCUCUAAUGAUCGCUGAUGACUUGAGGGGUGUAAUUUCAGAGCUAAUCGAGACGGAACAGUUCCCUUGUAUCAAGGUGGAGAUUAUAGAUAACGAACUGGCGAAAGUUUACGCGAAUUCAAACAAGGGCCAGUCCGAUUUUCGUGACUACCCGGAAAUUCUUCGCCAGUCUAUUUCGCUCGCUAGGAAAAUGCAAGAUCCACUCGUCGAAUACUCUCAGUUGUGUAACGGUGACGAGGAGAUUCUCAGUUUGCGUUUGCAUCCGCUACAAGAACAGAUCCCUAAAGAGGAACUGUUGGAAGCCUUGUGCUUGGAAUUCGUCAAUAGGACCAACGAAGUUGGUGUAGAUAUUAAUUUGGCUGUGCAGCAAAACCACAAGAGUAACCUGGUCCAAUUCAUUUGUGGUCUCGGCCCUAGAAAGGGACAGGCCCUCAUCAGAGUGUUGAAACAAACCAACCAGAGGUUAGAAAACAGAACUCAACUCGUCACGUCCUGUCACAUGGGUCCAAAGGUGUUCAUCAACUGUUCGGGUUUCAUUAAAAUCGACACCAACAGUUUAGGAGACAGUACAGAAGCGUACGUGGAAAUAUUGGACGGGUCGCGUGUCCAUCCUGAAACUUACGAGUGGGCGAGAAAAAUGGCCGUCGACGCGUUGGAAUACGACGACGACGAAGGUGCCAAUCCUGCCGGAGCUCUAGAAGAAAUCCUGGAAGCACCCGAAAGACUGAAAGAUCUGGAUCUAGACGCUUUUGCUGAAGAAUUAGAGAGGCAAGGUUUCGGGAACAAGAGUAUUACUCUAUACGACAUCAGGGCUGAAUUAAACUGUCGCUACAAGGACAUGAGAACCCCGUACCGAUCGGCCAGUCCGCCGGAACUGUUCGACAUGCUAACAAAAGAAACACCCGAAACGUUCUAUGUCGGUAAAAUGGUAACGGCCACCGUCGUAGGCAUUGCAAGGCGCAAACCUCAAGGCGAACAACUAGACCAGGCGAAUCCAGUCCGUAACGACGAAACUGGCUUGUGGCAGUGUCCGUUCUGUCUCACUAAAGAUUUUCCCGAGUUAUCCGACGUGUGGAACCACUUUGACGCUGGCGCUUGUCCCGGACAAGCCACCGGAGUUAAGCUACGAUUGGAUAAUGGCAUUUCCGGGUAUAUUUACAUUAAAAAUAUCAGCGACAAGAACGUUAGUAAUCCAGAGGAAAGAGUGGGAAUUGGUCAGUUAAUACACUGCCGCAUAACGAAAAUUGAUGUAGAAAGGUUCUCAGUGGAUUGUACGUCUAAAUCGAGUGAUUUACUGGAUAAGAAUCACGAAUGGAGGCCAGCAAGAGAUUUGUACUAUGAUGCUGAACAGGAAGAAAAUGACACGAGGACUGAAGCCGACCUAAAGAAGAGUAAGCAACGACAAACUUAUAUCAAGCGAAUUAUUGUCCACCCUGCAUUCCACAAUAUUUCAUAUGCCGAGGCGGAAAAAUGUAUGGCGAAAAUGGAUCAAGGUGAGGUGAUUGUUAGGCCUUCGAGUAAAGGUGCCAAUCAUUUGACCAUUACAUGGAAGGUUGCCGAUAAAAUCUACCAGCAUAUUGAUGUACGGGAAGAAGGGAAAGCGAACGCCUUCAGUUUGGGCAAAUCAUUGUGGAUUGGCAAUGAAGAGUUCGAGGAUCUGGAUGAAAUAAUCGCCAGGCAUGUGACACCUAUGGCCGCCCAUGCCAGAGAUCUGCUAUAUUUCAAAUAUUAUAAGGAUACCGACGGCGGACACAAAGACAAAUCGGAAGAAUACAUCAGAGAGGAGAAAAAGAAGAACCCGUCGAAAAUUCAUUACGUUAUCGCCGCAUCAAAGAGUUGUCCUGGAAAAUUCCUUCUAUCGUAUUUGCCGCGGAACAAGUUCAGACACGAAUUUGUGACCGUAACGCCGGAAGGAUUCCGUUUCCGACAACAGAUGUUUGAUUCGGUGACCAGCUUGUUUAAGUGGUUCAAAGAGCAUUUCAGGGAUCCCCCUCCCGGCGGUAUUACGCCUGGUACACCGCGAGUCGCCACCGGCAGAACACCUUACCAGGGCGGCGGGAUUACGCCUAGCGGUUUCAACAGUAUGAAUUCGGAGGCCAUCCAGAGAGUCGCACAAAAUUUACCAAGCCACAUGAUGCAAACGUUGUCUGCAGUGGCCAACCAAACACCUCAUUACCCCCAUACACCUGGUGGUGCUUAUGGAGCUGGUAACUAUAUUAACACGCCUUAUACACCAAGCGGACAAACUCCGUUUAUGACGCCUUAUCAAACGCCUCACGCUCAACAAACACCAAGAUAUGGUCAACAGACGCCUUCGCAACAGCAUAUGAACGGACCUUUCCUACAUCCGGGCGCCGUAACGCCUUCUCAGAGAACACCUUCUUACCGCAAUGUGCCGUCGCAUUCGCCAAUGAUUCAACCCAGUCCCGCCUCCACGACCAGAUCGUACGAGAGUUCGAGUCGCGGACCAAGAGGCGGAUAUGGUGACUCUUCUAGAGGUUAUCCUCCGUCUGAAAGUCCCAGAGGAUACAACAGCAAUAGCAGAAGUGGUAGAGGGUAUGGAGAUGGUAAUUCUGGUUUCCCGAACACCGAGUCCAUGGACUGGCAAAAGGCAGCGGAAGCGUGGGCUGCGAGAUCAAAAUCAACACCAAGAAGCGAUGGUCGAAACACGCCUCGUUCACAAGGUCAAAGGACGCCGAGAUACGACGACAUACGUUUGGAAAUGGAGAGAAGCAGGAUGAAAAACAUGGGAAAAAGUCCGAGAUCUCAACGUUCUACCCCAAGAACGAACACAUCUCCUCAUUCGAUGUCGCUUGGUGAUGCGACACCACUCUAUGAUGAAAGUAUAUAAGACUACUUCAUGGGAUAAUAAUUAAAUGUUGUGUAGGAUUUUUUCAGUUAUGAGUUUUGUUAUUUAACAUUUAUUAUAUAUAUCAAAUAUCA
Molecule: messenger RNA, 5639 nt
Organism: Aethina tumida (small hive beetle)
Lineage: Eukaryota; Metazoa; Arthropoda; Insecta; Coleoptera; Nitidulidae
Gene: Spt6
Product: transcription elongation factor SPT6
Exons: 19
Coding region: 139-5547 (1802 amino acids)
Biological process (GO): positive regulation of transcription elongation by RNA polymerase II; transcription elongation-coupled chromatin remodeling; transcription elongation by RNA polymerase II
Cellular component (GO): transcription elongation factor complex
Molecular function (GO): histone binding; nucleosome binding; DNA binding
Source: RefSeq, a predicted model, not a curated record